GUUAAUAGUCUUUUUUUUCGAAAACCGUGUUAUCAUUCGGUGAUUAAUUUAACCUUGGCUUAUCAGUUAUUAUCAUACGGUUCGCCCUUCACCGUCCUGUUUGCUGGUCGGACGGUAGGUACUCGUUUUUUUUUUCACAUUUUGUAAAUUACCAUUGAAUAAUUAGCGAGUCUGCGAACACGGGGAACCGGGGGACCAUUGGAGGGGAAAGUCGAAAAGUCAAUUACAUACAUUAAUGUAAGGACGUUUUGGAACGGUAAGUAACACAUUUACAGGUCAUAAUUAUUGGUAAAAAGAUUGGUAGGUAUAGGUAGAUACUGUUUGUGUCCGUCCGUGUUGUCAACCUACUGUGUUUUUUAUUCAUUAUUGUACUUCGGUAGGGAUUCUUUAAUAAUAUUAUAUUGAUCUUUAUUGAUUAUUGAUCAUUCGUUUCAUACAAUUAACUUUUAUUGUGUCGCAUACCUACAUAUAUAUAUAUAUAUAUAUUUAUCUAACACUAUAACUUUAUUAAAUAUUACCAGUGUGCUGGUAGAACGGGUAAAUAACACCGACUGUGAAAUGGCGGCUACCGACGACAAGAGUAAAAAACUGGCACGAUGGUACUUCGGUGGCCUCGGUUCGGCCGGCGCUGCAUGCUGUACACAUCCGCUGGAUUUACUCAAGGUAAGCUUUUUGGAUUUGCAGUUUGUACAACUGACAGUAUGCUUGACUGUGUAAAUGCCAUCAUUCUGUGGUUCAGGUACAUUUGCAAACACAGCAAGAAGGAAAACUGUCUGUCAGCCGUUUGGCUUUGAAAAUCGUCAAAGAACAAGGUGUAUUAUCGUUGUACACUGGUAUUUCAGCAUCUCUGUGUCGGCAACUGUCAUAUUCAACCGUUCGAUUUGGAAUUUAUGAGGUCUGAUAAAGUUUAUUUGUAUUCAUAACUAUUUUAAUCGCACUGAAUUUAGACCAAAUACAAUAUUUAUUCUUUAACUGUUGAACUGUUUAAAUUUUAAAUGCUUGUAUUUUGUUUUAACAUAUUAAUUUUUUCUCUAUUACGUUACCUAUUAGCAAAAUUUGUAUAAUUUACUCAUGUUAAUGUGGUGGCUAUUAAAUUAUAGAAACCUCAAGUCUUAGAUAAAUUAAAUACAUUUUUUUGUGAAAAAGAAGAAUAAUUGCUCUGUUUUGGAUAAAUAGCCACAAGUAAAUCAAACAUCAAUUACAAAAAGUAAUAGGUACAUAAAAAAAUAUAAACUAUAUUGUUUUGAAAACAAUUUUAAGAAAUAUAUAUUUAAUUUUAAGGUACUAAAAUAUUUUAGUAAAUAUAUCAAAUUACUUGAAUUCUAAACAUAUUUUAUGAUUUAAUUCUAGGUUGGAAAACAGGCAAUGACUGUUCCAGGUGAAAAUAUCCCGUUUUAUAAAACUGUUCUACUUGCUUCAGCAGCAGGAGCAGCUGGUGGUUUUGUGGGUACUCCAGCAGACAUGAUUAAUGUAAGAAUGCAGAAUGAUGUCAAGUUACCGUUGGAAAACCGCAGAAAGUAUGAAGAUAGUUUUUAAAUAAAUUACAAAUAAACCUUUAUAGUAUUACUCGUUUGUUGUUUUAGUUACAAGCAUGCUUUCGAUGGUAUGUUGCGUGUUUGGCGAGAGGAAGGGUUCCCCAGAUUGUUUUCAGGUGCAUCGACAGCAACAAUGCGUGCUGUUCUAAUGACUGUCGGACAGUUAUCGUUCUACGAUCAAGUAAAGCAAUUACUGUUGGCCUCUGGAUACUUUGGUGACAAUUCUACAACACACUUCUUGUCCAGUUUAACGGCUGUGAGUAUAUAAUGCGAAUUCUAACAAUAUCUCUGAUGCAAUUUUCAUUAUCAAAUUUUUCUCAUAACUUAUAGGGUGCUGUAGCAACAACUCUUACUCAACCGUUGGAUGUAUUGAAAACUCGUGCCAUGAAUGCUAAACCUGGAGAAUUUUCAGUAUGCACAAUAUUAUUUAAAACUGCCGAAAACUAUAGGUUUUUCGUUUUAACUAAAUACUUUUUUUUUAGGGUACACUUGAUUUGGUUAGAUACACCGCGAAACUUGGUCCCAUGGGAUUCUUUAAAGUGAGAACCUUAAUAUAUAAUAUUACUACUAUAAAUAUAUUUUUUCAUUUUGAUAUUAUUUUAUCUAGGGUUAUGUACCGGCAUUUGUAAGGUUAGCUCCUCAAACAAUUCUCACAUUUGUUUUUUUGGAACAAUUGCGAUUAAACUUGGGCUACUAUAAAACAUAACCAUAGUAACGAUCUAGUCAUGAAAUAUGUUUUUAUUAAGUUUAAAGAACGAUAUGCUCUAUUGGCAUAAUCAUUUUUCUGUAUUAGUCUGUCGUUAAACAUUCUUUCAUUUUUAUUCUAGAUAUUUAUAUUAUAUUAGAUAUAUCAUUUUAUAAACAGAUUACCAUAAAAUUAUAGUAUUUUAAGGGGUGUGGCAAAUUGUUUAAUCAUCUAUCUUCUUAAUGGACUUGGUUUAUAUAUUUUUUAAAAAUUUAAGUAACUACAGAAUGUUUCUUGGUUUGUCUAACCGAAGCUAAACAAAUAUAUUUUUUAAAUUUUUUGUCUUCAAUUAAAUGUUUCAACAAUUUAUUUUUGAGACUAUCACUGUUUAAUCUAUUUCUACUAUUAAAACUACUGAUUUAAAUAAAUAAUUAAUUUAGAAUUUUCUGUUAAUUCACUUUUAAAACAUGACAAAGUUAACUAGCCAUUUUAAUCAUUUUAUCAAGAGCAACAUGUUUUUAUGUUUAAAAGUUAUACUCAUAGAUGUUCAGUUUGUUCCAAAAACAUAUAUUUAAAAAUACAAAUUCCUUAUGAAAAUCUACAAAUAGAUCAAUAAUUGUUUCCAAGAUUGUUGUAUAUUUGUGCCAAACAGUCAAAAUAUAAAAGCUAAGUAAAUGUCUUGCAACUUAAGGAACACUCUGUAUUUUGCAACCAAAGCAAUAUUAUGUUAUGCAACAAAAUCAAAAUGUUUAUAAUUUGAGUUUUAGAUUAUAUUAAAACAUUUAUUUAUUGUUAGUUUAUAAUAUAGAAUUAUUACAACAAAACAUAAUAAUAUUUAAUACUAAUAGAAUUAAUAAAAAUAUUUCUCCAAAAAUUUAUCGACUGAUUAAAUAUUAAUCAUCCUUAGAUUAAUAACACUUUAAAAAUAAGUGAAGAAUUGAUUUAUAUAAUAUUUUAAUGUUUGAAACUAAUUAUUAAUUGUUUAUGUUUGUUAAAAAUGAACAUUCAAUUUAUUUCUUUGAAGAUUUUUGAGCUUCCAUUGGUUGCCAAAUUUUUAGAUAUUAUUGUGUUAAUUAAAUAUUAACAUUCCUGAUUUUUUUUAACCUUUCGGUAUAAUUAUUAUAUUUAAUAGAUAAAACAUAUUUCCAUAUUAGUGGUAAUAUAGAUUUAGUUGAUUUUCGAUAGGGUCUAAUUUAAAGUACAGAACAAAAUAAUUAUCAAACGAUAUGUUUACUGGACCAAUUAAUAAUCUCAUUAAUUGCUUUUAAUGUAUGUUUUUUUCCAAUUUUUUUUAUUACAAAUAUUAAAAUGUAUUAAGUAUUUUUAUUGUGUUAUAUUAACAUUCCCAAACAACAUGUUUCUAAAAUUGUGUGCAAUUUAUCUUUAACCGCAAUAGUUAUCAUUAUUGUUUGUAUUCUAUGUGAAGUGAAUUCAAUCGUGAACUUUAUUUUUAAAAUUACAAGUUCAUAAUUAUUUUUAAAAACCAGAAAAAUGAUCAAAUUCAUGUAAUACAUAAUAUUAUAUAAAAAUACCUCAUAAUAUUGUAUGUAUAACUAUAUAACUAUAUGUAUAUAUAUAUAUAUAUUUAUAUAUUUUUUUUUAAAUUGUAUUAUUGUUAUAGAUCCUUGUUGUUUUAAUAAUUAUAGAUUUUAUUUGAUUUUUGAUUUUUAUUU
Molecule: messenger RNA, 3893 nt
Organism: Cinara cedri
Lineage: Eukaryota; Metazoa; Arthropoda; Insecta; Hemiptera; Aphididae
Source: the annotation of a GenBank genome assembly